UUUGAAAGUACUUACAGGAAGUAGAUCUGGUUCGUUUCCUGCUGUGUUUUCGACUUGAGACACUUUGGUCGUUUGGGCUUUUCGCAGUUUCAGCAACGACUCACACAUCAGCAAAUGCAGGAUGACGGAAGCUCAGUUGAUCAACGGCUACGACAACGACUUCCAGUUCAACUUGACGCCGUACGAAUACAUUCCUCCCGUGGACGUGAAGACUGAAGCGUACAUACCUGAGACAGCACAUGGCCCUUACAUACAAAUCAUCGAGGAGCCCAAACAGCGCGGCUUUCGCUUUCGUUAUGAGUGCGAGGGCCCGUCGCACGGCGGUCUGCCGGGAGCCUCCAGUGAGAAAAACAGAAGGACGUACCCCACUGUCAAGAUCAACAACUACGUGGGCCACGCGCGUGUGGAGGUUCAGCUGGUGACCCACACGGAUCCGCCGCGCGUGCACGCGCACAGCCUGGUGGGACGCCACUGCAACGAGAACGGAACGUGCACCCUGGACGUGGGACCCGACGACCUGACCGCCUCUUUCAGCAACCUGGGCAUCCUCCACGUGACCAAGAAGGGUGUGACGGACGUCCUGACGCGGAGACUGCGAGACGAGUGGCGUCGGCGUCCGGGAGGCUCCGCCCGGCCCACGGCGACCGAGGAGAGCGCGCUGGUCAAGGAGGCCAAGGAGCUGUCCAAGAUGGUGGACCUCAACAUCGUCAGGCUCAAGUUCACCGCCUUCCUCAAGGACAGCAACGGAGGAUUCACGAGAGCUCUCCGGGCCGUGGUGUCCAACGCCAUCUACGACAGCAAAUCUCCCAACGCGUCCAACCUGAAGAUCUCCCGCAUGGACAAGACGUGCGGAUCGGUGCUGGGAGGAGACGAGAUCUUCCUGCUCUGCGACAAAGUCCAGAAAGACGACAUCGACGUGCGCUUCUACGAGGACGAGGACGGCGGCUGGGAGGCGUACGGCGACUUCGCUCCGACCGACGUCCACAAGCAGUACGCCAUCGUGUUCAAAACGCCGCCGUACCACAGCGCCGAGAUCGAGCGUCCCGUCACCGUCUUCCUCCAGCUCAAGCGGAAAAAGGCGGGAGACUGCAGCGACCCCAAACACUUCACGUACAUUCCGCACGUUCAAGACAAAGAGGAGGUGCUGAGGAAGAAACAAAAGCCCCUCCCCCACUACGAGCCCUGGCGAGGAGGAGGAGGAGGAGGAGCCGGCGGCGGCGGCUUUGGAGGGGGAGGAGCUACAAGUGAAGGUUUUCACUUCAGCCAGCAAAUGAACGGCGCGGCGGGUGGAGGAGGAGGAGGGGGCGGAGUCUUCUAUUCCGGAAGCAGCGGCAGCUUUGGAGGGGGCGGGGUCCACAUGUCAGGCUCCGCCCUCCAGCGCAGGCAACUGGCCGUUAUCGCCUCCGCCCUCCAGGCCGGCGCGUCGGACGCCGCUCGUCAGGCGCGCGGCGCCCUACUUCGCUACUGCGCCGGCGGCGACGCUCGGGUCCUUCUGGAGCUGCACGGACGCCUGUGCGCCACGCGGGACGCCAGCGGAGACACUCCCCUGCACCUGUCCGUCAUCCAUCAGCAGACGGCCGUCACCUGCCAGCUGAUCGACACGUUGCUUAGCAACCGGCGGGAACGCCUGCUCGACGUCGCCAAUCAUCAGCAGCAGACGGCGCUGCACCUGGCGGCGCUGACGCGUCAGGCGUCUGCGGUGGAGGCGCUGAUGAGGGCGGGGGCGGACCCCGGCCUGCGGGACAAAGACGGCCGCUGCCCGCUGCACCUGGCGGCGCUGGGCGGCGACGCGGCCACGCUGCGCGCCGCGCUGGCCCACCUGGGGGAAGGACACGCCCACGUCUUGAACACGGCCGAUUACCACGGUUUGGUCCCGCUUCACCUGGCGGUCCGUCGCGACGGGCAUCGCUGUCUGCGCCUGCUGGUGGAGAGCGGCGCUAAGGUCAACGCCCCCGAGCUGAAGGGCGGACACACGGCUCUGCACAUGGCCGUCCGCCAAAACCUUCUCAAGGUCGCCUGCACGCUGGUCACCGAGUUGAAGGCGGACGUGAACGCUCGCACGUUCGGAGGAAACACGCCGCUUCAUCUGGCCGCCGCCGCACACGCGCACACGCUCUGCUCCGUGCUGCUUGCCGCCGGUGCGGACAAAUACAUGGAAAACGACGAGCCGCUGGUCUUAAGCUCCUCCUCCGACGACGACGAGGAGGAGGCGGGGGCUACGGCGCGGCCAGUCGGCAGCCGGAAGAGACGAGUGAGCGGGCACACGGCGCUGGACCUGGCCAAAUGUCACAAGGUCAGGAAGCUGCUGACGUCGCCGACCGCUCGUCACGUGACUGACAAGAUCCAAGGCAAACGAGGCGGCGCGGCAGGCGGCGAGCCGCGUUGGCGCGUGGACGCGGACACGCUGGGCCACCUGGUGGAGGUUGUCCGCGACGCCGGCGUUCCGUGGGAUAAGAUGGCCGACAAACUGGGAAUGACAACGCUGGCCAGCUUCUACCGCGACAGCCCCUCCCCCUACUACAGCCUCCUGCAACACUACCAGCUGUGCGGAGGUCCCGCCGAAGACGUCCUGGAGGCGCUGGCGUCGUUGGGCGUCGACGACGGCGUGCGCCUGCUGCGCCGCCUCCAUCCCGACGACGCGCUCGCGCCGCAAGACAAACUCAGACAAGAAUCGACGGUGGACAGCGGCUUCAGCAGUCAGCCAAUAGAAGACGAGCAGCCGCCCGCGGCCAAUCAGUGAGCGGCGGGAAACGCGGCGGUCCCGUCGUGGUGACAAGGCGCUGUGAUGUCACUCACAAGCUCGGAGAGUCCAAAACAAAAAAACUCUUUUGCGCUGGUGGAGAAAAAGCACGUUUCGUUCUUCUCCGGUCGUCCGUUAAGAUGACAAACGACAGAUUUUCGAUCGACAUUUCAUGAUGGAAAUAAAUAUUGAUGACUUUCAA
Messenger RNA from Phyllopteryx taeniolatus (common seadragon), 2942 nucleotides. RefSeq names its product nuclear factor of kappa light polypeptide gene enhancer in B-cells 2 (p49/p100) (gene nfkb2). NCBI's taxonomy places the organism in Eukaryota, Metazoa, Chordata, Actinopteri, Syngnathiformes, Syngnathidae. Gene Ontology annotation, cellular component: cytoplasm. The record is from RefSeq and is a predicted model, not a curated record. The transcript has 22 exons. Gene Ontology annotation, molecular function: DNA-binding transcription factor activity, RNA polymerase II-specific; RNA polymerase II cis-regulatory region sequence-specific DNA binding; protein binding. Gene Ontology annotation, biological process: inflammatory response; canonical NF-kappaB signal transduction; non-canonical NF-kappaB signal transduction. The coding region runs from base 122 to 2740 and encodes 872 amino acids.